AAGAAGUGGAAGCAUAUUCCUGUCCCCCGUAGCUAAAUCGACUUCUUCUCAGGAUAAAUGGAGGCUCCAAAAGAUAAUAUCAUCGUGCAUAAUGUUGAUGAAGAAUUUGAAUUUAGAAUUGGCAUGGUGUUUGCUAAUGAGGACGAAGAUUAUAAUACAUACAAUGCAUAUGCAAUUUGCAAGGGAUUUGGAGUGCGAAAAGGACAAAAAGCAAGUAAUAGGAAAAGGAUAUUGCGACGAUGCAAAUUUGUUUGUAAUUGUGAAGGACACUCUCCACCAAUCCCACCUCAUGAACAAAGAGAUGUUUAUAUGACAGUAAAGAGAACUGGAUGUCAAGCUUGCAUUAAAUUCGUAAUUGAAGAUGGAGUUUGGGUAGUUUCCAAGUUUGAGGAUGUCCAUAAUCAUCCCUUCAUUGAAGACAAACAAAAACAUCUUAUACGAUCAUAUCGACACAUCACGAAUACUAGUAAAGGUAUAUUGACUUCCAUGGUAGGGGCUAGUAUAAGGGCUACGAAAGCAUAUACCUACCUUAGCAGUGAAGCGGGGGGACUGGAAAAUGUUGGCUUCACAUUAAGUGAUUGUCAAAAUUUCUUGCAAUCCAAAAGAAGGAACCUGAUUAGUGUGGGGGAUUGUCAAAGUCUUAUUAACCAUUUUAAUUGCUUACAAUCAAAUGGAAUCAAUUUUUCUUAUACAUUUCAAUUGGAUAAGGAACAGAGACUGACCAAUUUCUUUUGGUCCGAUGAUGUAUCCAAGUUGGACUAUGAAAGUUUUGGAGAUGUGUUGGUAUUUGAUACCACUUACUGUACAAAUAAGUACAAUAUGAUAUGUGCACCAUUUGUUGGCUUGAAUCAUCAUUGGAAAAAUGUGAUAUUUGGUUGUGCUUUUCUAUCGGAUGAAACUAUUGGUUCUUUUGUUUGGGCAUUUCGAUCCUUUUUAGAGGUGAUGGGUAAUAAAGCACCCAAAACUAUUUUCACUGAUCAAGAUCAUGCCAUGGCAAAUGCUAUUAGAACUAUUUUUCCAAAUUCUGAUCAUCGCUUAUGUGUAUGGCAUAUUGCAAAAAAUGCUACGCAUCAUAUUGCACAUCUUCUUGGAAAACCGGGUUUUCGUGAUAAAUAUUGGCAAAAGCUUCUAUAUGAUUGUGAAUCUGAACUGGAAGUGGAGAACACUUGAAAAGCAAUGUGUCAGGAGUGGAGCUUGGGUGACAACAAGUAGUUGGAUAGUUUGUAUCAACUGCAUCAUAAAUGGUGUCUUGCAUUUGGCCGUGAUUUCUUUUCUACAGGAAUUAGAUCUACACAAAGAAGUGAAAGCACAAAUAGUGUCUUUCAAGAUAUGGCAUGUAAGACCAUGACUUUGACUGAAUUUGUCAAACAUUAUGAAAAGCAAGCUAAAAAAAUGCACAAUGCUGAAGUUGUUGAUGAUUUUGAGUGUGCUCGAGGAAAGCCACGAAUUAUGGUUGACAAUGCAAUUUUGAAACAUGCUGUAAGCGUAU
Messenger RNA from Syzygium oleosum, 1489 nucleotides. RefSeq names its product protein FAR1-RELATED SEQUENCE 5-like. The transcript has 2 exons. NCBI's taxonomy places the organism in Eukaryota, Viridiplantae, Streptophyta, Magnoliopsida, Myrtales, Myrtaceae. The record is from RefSeq and is a predicted model, not a curated record. Gene Ontology annotation, biological process: regulation of DNA-templated transcription. The coding region runs from base 58 to 1170 and encodes 370 amino acids.